AUGGCUUCCAUCCUCGCUUCUCAAAUCGCCCGUCCUUCCAUCCGUCACUUCUCAGCCCACCGUCCUCGUCCAGACUCUCGCGCUGCCCGCGCCGUCGCCAUGGGUUGCAUCGUAUCCGGCGUGGUACUCCCGUUUGUCCCACCUGCCCUGGAGAGUUCGCGACAACGGAGCUCCGGCAUCUCUACUAGCGCCAAGAACCCCCCACUUUGCUUCCAUGCGCGCUAG
Messenger RNA from Penicillium crustosum, 225 nucleotides. RefSeq lists its product as uncharacterized. NCBI's taxonomy places the organism in Eukaryota, Fungi, Ascomycota, Eurotiomycetes, Eurotiales, Aspergillaceae. The coding region runs from base 1 to 225 and encodes 74 amino acids. The transcript is spliced from 2 exons. The record is from RefSeq and is a predicted model, not a curated record.